AUGCGCUGUCUGGCCAGCCUAGCUCUGGCCCUGCUGGCCCUGGAGGCCGCCCUGGCCCUGGCCCUGGCCCUGCCCCUGGCCCCGGCCCCGGUCGUGUGCCCAGAGCUCAGCUCCUCGGAGGAGGAUGCCUGCAUGGUCUCCUGCAACUCGGACGAGAACUGGCCCCAAGGCACCAAAUGCUGCCCCAGGAGCCCCUGCAGCCGCUCCUGCGUGGUCCCCCUCAUCGCGCCUGUGCAGAGGGCCGGCCACUGCCCACGGGUGCAGGCCCUGCUGAUCCCCCAGCCCUGCUUGGAGAGCAGCGAGUGUUCCGGGGACAACCAGUGUGCAGACAACAGGAAGUGCUGCCUCAGCAUCUGUGCCUUGCGAUGUCUGGAGCCCGAGGCAGCCCACCCCAGAGCUCCCAGGCCUGGCCGGCUGGCCUCCUGCCCGGGGCCGCCCAGCUCUAUCCCCCUGAAGCACCGCUCCUCUGUGCUGAGGGCCCCCACGCCAGAGCCCGGACGGGCUGGAGCCAGGAGAAGCCGGAAGGGCGGCGGUCAGUACAGUUCGGGGCCGGGCCCCACCCACACGCUGCACUGA
Callorhinus ursinus (northern fur seal) is the source of this 576-nucleotide messenger RNA. Its product is annotated as whey acidic protein-like. NCBI's taxonomy places the organism in Eukaryota, Metazoa, Chordata, Mammalia, Carnivora, Otariidae. Gene Ontology annotation, cellular component: extracellular region. The record is from RefSeq and is a predicted model, not a curated record. Gene Ontology annotation, molecular function: peptidase inhibitor activity.